Messenger RNA from Papilio machaon (common yellow swallowtail), 1620 nucleotides. RefSeq names its product kelch domain-containing protein 3. The coding region runs from base 161 to 1309 and encodes 382 amino acids. The transcript is spliced from 6 exons. The record is from RefSeq and is a predicted model, not a curated record. Gene Ontology annotation, molecular function: chromatin binding; protein binding. NCBI's taxonomy places the organism in Eukaryota, Metazoa, Arthropoda, Insecta, Lepidoptera, Papilionidae. Gene Ontology annotation, cellular component: cytoplasm.
UCAGUUCACCAGUUCAAAUUACGCUGUAGUGAAAAUAUACACAUGCAAAUAAACUAGCAUUGUUAUGAUAAACUAGUCUACGAUAUAAAAAAACAUCUCCGUUUAACUCUAACUUGACAACUUAUUUUUCAGUCAUCAGUAUAAGAAAGAAAUCAUUAGUAUGAGAUGGACGGUGCAUAUCGAAGGAGGCCCACGGAGGGUCAACCACGCAGCCGUUUGCAUUGGCGAUAAAAUAUUUUCUUUCGGUGGUUAUUGUUCAACAGAAGAAUACAAGGAUUGGGAACCAAUUCCCAUUCAUGUUUUGGACACUAGUACAUUAAGGUGGUCCCCGGUAUAUUACAGAAAGACUCAUGUAAUGCCUUUUCAGAGAUAUGGACACACAACAGUUCCGUAUGGUGACAAGGUAUAUAUGUGGGGAGGAAGAAAUAAUGCUGUAGCCUGUGAUACAUUAUUUUGUUUUGAUACAAAACAACUAGAAUGGAGUAUGCCACCUGUUUCUGGGACUGUGCCCUAUGCCAAAGAUGGUCAUUCUGCAUGUGUUAUAAGGAACAAAAUGUAUAUAUUUGGAGGUUUUGAAUAUUUAACUGAUCAAUAUUCACAAGAGGUGCAUUGUUUAGACUUGGAUACUUUACAAUGGAGUUUUGUUGAUGUACAUGGAGCUCCACCUUCCCAGAGAGACUUCCAUACGGCUGUGCCAAUUGGAGAUAGAAUGUAUAUAUUUGGUGGCAGAGGAGAUUUGAAUAGCCCAUAUAACUCUCAAGAGGAAGUAUAUUGUCCACAAGUAUUUUAUUUGGAUACAGUAAAGAAUGAGUGGGUUGUAGCCAAUCCACAAGGCACCUGGCCAGAGGGCCGACGUAGUCAUUCAGCUUGGUAUCACGGGGGCUACAUGUAUAUCUUUGGUGGAUUUAAUGGAAAUACAAAAACUCACUUUAAUGAUUUAUAUAGAUACUCAAUAAAUGGAAAUUAUUGGCAAUACAUAAAUGUUAGUGGAGUGAAGCCUUGCCACAGAAGGCGUCAAGCGUGCCUGCUGUAUAACAAUAAACUAUAUCUUUUUGGUGGAACAAGUCCAUGUCCACAUGUAAGCGGCCGGCCCGUGGAGAACCCAGAAGCAGCUGACGAUCCGGAGAGGCUGAUAGACAACAGCGACCUGCACAUCUUGGAUUAUUCACCUACGCUCAAAACACUAUGCAUACUCAAAGUUCUUGAACUCAAUCUAGACCAAACAUAUUUACCACGUGAUAUUAUGAUAGAUAUUUGGACUAUGACCCUUCCGAAUCGCAUCAGCAGGCCUGUCAACCAAGCUGGGUGAAACUUCAACUUUUAAAUAAUUAAUUUUAUUACUAUUUAAUAUCAGUGAACUUUAGACACAAUUAUCUGCUCAUUACUGUUCAAAUAACAUGUUUAAUUUUUUCUCAUGCAUCUACAAUCCCUUACCACGUUUAAGUUGAACUGUAAUGAAAGUGUUUAGUUGAUUUGUGAAAAAGUGACAUUGGUUCCGGAAUAUGUAAAUAAAAAAGUAUUUAAGAUUUUGUAGUGCAAUACAGUAUACUGUAGUAACAUGUAGCAUAAACUUUUACUCUAAUAAAGCAAUGUAUUAUGUGUGUCGUGAGGUAUUUCUAU